Molecule: messenger RNA, 1621 nt
Organism: Salmo salar (Atlantic salmon)
Lineage: Eukaryota; Metazoa; Chordata; Actinopteri; Salmoniformes; Salmonidae
Product: SUZ RNA-binding domain-containing
Source: RefSeq, a predicted model, not a curated record
UGCAAUGAUGGCCCAGUCGAACCAGCCACAACAUUUAGCUAGCCUCUUCUUCGCGCCGGCAACCAGCAUAGUUAGCUAGCUAACCUAAACUUCUAGCCAUUCAGUCAGCAACCACCACAGAUUUAGUAUUUUUGACCGAUUGGCAACGGGUAGCCAGUUAGCUAUCGGACUAUGGCUAACGUUAGCUAGCUACCGUAGCUAUUUAAAGCCACGUCGUUAGCCAAUCAGUUAACGUUAGCAAGCCAGAUACUGGUAUGUUCAUAUUGUUAGGCUAGCAACGUUAACCAGCUAGAUAACGCUACUAGUUAGCUAGCUAAUGACAUUACGUUAGCCAACGCCGGUUUGUUUGAACUAGCCAGUAACGUCGUUAGCUAAUGACUGGCAUGAUGACAUUACCACAACUGAAAAGCAAGCCAAAGCUGUCCUUGGACCUGAUGUGAUGGAAGAUUGCCCUGAAUGUUCAAAAUAGCUUGUUGAAACGCUUUAGGAAAUGGACAGAAGAUUAGAAGGAAAGCUUAGGAUCAGCCAGAAAGAGAAAGUGUCCAGUAAUAACACUACACAGUCGCCAUUGAAGACGGGCAUCGUGAUCCAGGACGACUCCCCACACGCUGCGCCCCCGCCCCAGAUCCGCAUUCUGAAGCGGCCCUCCAGUAACGGGUCGUUAGGGUCGCCCCAGGGCCAGAACCGGCCCGUGCCACAGGUCAAAUCCCUGGCCCAGCGGGAAGCGGAGUACGCUGAGGCCAGGAAGAGAAUACUGGGCAGUGCCAGCCCUGAAGAGUCGCCUCAGGAAAAGCCCAACACAGACAGACCAGGGCGUACAAAUUCUACCACACCUCCAGAGGACCGAUCGAACAAUCAUGCUGUCCGCCAACCAGCAGGCCCCGACGGCACUCAAGGCUUCUGCCAAAACAGAUAAGUGGAAGAGGGGCAAUCCUGUUAUUGGGAGAGAUGGAGAGGAAGAUGAAAUGUCUGGGCUCCAGGGGGUAUCACAGGGUUUUAAAAACCAUUUCCUUCUAUUCCAUGGUAUGGGAUCAGCUGUGAAUCGGAAUGCAAAUGUCCUCCCCUCUCAUGGCUCCCACUGGUAAUGUGGGAUGGAUUAGAGGCUCUGUAGGAAGCAUGCUUUCUCCCCCUCUCCAUCCCACCCCCACUGUUUAACACUGUGAUAAAGGACAUCUUCUGCCUAUUGUGAUGAUCCCUUUAAGUACCCCACCCUACACCCACGUUGUCCAAGGAGUCCUCUCCUUCUCUCGUCAUGGGAAACCUAUGGGGCUUUUGCUUCUAUGCGGCUAAUUUGGUCAUCAGCCAUGGACACUUCCAUAUGGAAAUACUGAGAGCAGAGGAUGCUUAACAGAGGACAGAAGAGUAGUGACUGAAGCAAAAUGAGGGUAGUACAGUACCUUCAAAAGUAUUCAUACCAUUUGACUUAUUCCACAUUUUGUAUUAAAUCAUUUUUUCUCAUCCGUCUACACAUUAUACCCAAUAAUGACAAAGUGAAAACAUGUUUUUUCAUAAGUAUUGAAUGAAAUAUCUCAUUUACAUCAGUAUUAACACCCCUGAGUCAAUACUUUGUAGAAGCAGCUUUGGCAGCGAUUACAGCUGUCUUUUUGCAUAAGUCUCUAAA